UGUAACAAAGGUGAACUGUCAUAAAUAAAGGGUGGGGUGGGGCAGGCCUGACUCCCUGAGCUCAAAGGGAUUUCAUUCAGUUUGUUUCCCAUCAGCUUGGGAAAGCGCUGCAUGUCAUGUCCCUACUGCAUGUCAUGUCCCUACUGCAUGUCAUGUCUCUACUGAACUUUGGCACAUGAAGACUUGUCUUCAUGUGGCAGCUUUUAUGGCUGCUGACCCAGGUUUCUCCCACUUCGGAGUGGCCCAGAAACCCAGUCCAAUUGACUUCAGAGCCCCAGACACCAACCAUGCUCUGGUCUUGGCAUCCUUCUGAUAAUCAAUGGAAAUACCCCCAUACAUGAAAAUCCAGGACAGACGCAGGGGACAUCAAUUACCCGGGAUCCUCUGCAUCCUCAGAGAUGUCCACACCACUUGUGGAGUUGGCUGACAGUUUACUUGCUUACCAGGAUCCUAGUACUACGGAGUCGUCCACAGAGCCAGGUAAAUUCACUGUUUCACAUCAGGAUCUGCACAAGAAGAAAACACUGCCUGGGAAGCAGCCAGAGAACAUUUUAAUGCUAAAUGGAGAUCAAAUUCAGGUUCCUGUUCUGCCUUCACAGUUGAGAAGUACUGCCGGUCUAGAUCAGACUACAGAUCACCAGUUGUAUGAAAUACUUGUUCCAUCACUAGACAAGCAGAGUACAAAAGCAACAAAAUUCAUUGUUUCACCCCAGGACCUGAAGAAAGAUCUAACUCAGCACAGACCACUCGCUGAAGUAGUUGUUGGAAAAACUCAGCUUCAGAAACAAAUCUCGGAGGGUGAUUUUGAAGAUUCAAGUAUGAAUGAAGCUUAUUCGGAGAGCGUACCUCUGCAAUCCCAGGCAGACAUAGGUGAGCCUCCAGAACCCCCUGAGCAGUUUGAACCGUCCCACUUCCAGGUGAAGACCCAAACUCACCAUCCAGAUCAUUCCCAGUCAGAAACUCUAGACUAUCUUCCACAGCCCCCUGAUCAACAUCAACUACUUGAUUCUGAGGCAUCAAUGCAUCCUGAGAUAAAUGAUCCAUUUCCAAAUAGAAAUGAAGCUGAGCACUCAAACUGACCAAAUGUCACAGUGAAACGCACAGAUCUUGAGAUUAUGGUAACUUCAGAGGCAGAAAAAGAGGCCAAAGCCAUUUUGAAUCAGCAGCAGCAGGCUCCAGUCCAGCUUUCAGAGAGUCCUGAGGAGGUAGGACUCUCAUCAGUUCCACAAGAGGCCCCAGGUCAGACUUCAGAUUUUCCUGAAGACCUUGAAACUUCUGGACGUCAGCUGGAAGUUUCAGCUCUGCCUACAAAGCUCCCUGAAGAAGUCAGUGCUCCCGCUGAGCAAGAGGCUUCAGUUUCAGCUCCAGAUUCCUCUAUACAGAAUAUAGUCAAAACUCCAACAGCAGUUCAAACUCCCAGUCAGGAUCAAGUUCACCAUUAUACUUUUCCCACUAUUACAGUUAAGCCUGCAGAUGUGGAACUUACAGUAACUUCUGAACCUUCUCCCAGUGAACAGCAGCAGCCAGUUAAACUUUCUGAGUCUCCUGAGGAAGUUGAAUCUUCUGAAAGUUAUCUGGAGUUCCCAGUUCAGCCUCAAGACAAUGCUGAGGAAGUGGAGUCUUUUCCAACACUGCAGGAUGUUAUCCCAUCUCAACAUCCAGGCCCUCUUUUGGAGGAUGAAUCAUUUAGUGAACUAGAGCAGCCAACUCAACCUUCUGAGUCUCCAGAGGAAGUAGAAUCAGGUUCUGGAAACCAGCCAGAAGCCUCAUUUCAGCCUGAAGAGCACCCUGAAGUAAUAAAGCCUCCAACUGAGCAAGGGGCUCAUCAUUAUAACUUACCAAAUAUUACAGUUAGGCCUGUGGAUGUGGCACUUACCAUAACUUCACAGCCUACCAAGGAUAUUGAAUCAUCUCUGACCCAGCAAGGGUCCCCAGUGCAUCCUCUGGGGUCCUUUGAAGAGGUGGGAUCUUUUCUCAGAGGACAGGAGCAGCCAGCUUCUAAGUCUCCUGGAGAGAACCAAUUUGAGAGCCAGCUGGAAAUCCCAGUUGAAGACUCAGAGUAUGCUGAUGAGUUUGAACCUUCUUCAACGCAGCAGGAACAACCAGCUCAGCCUCCAGAGCUCCCUAGUGAAUUGGUAGUUCAACCUCCAGAACACCUUGAGAAUAUUGGACCUGGAACUCACCAUAACUCCAGAACCUACUCCAGAGACUCACCAUCCUACAUCACCAGCAUUACAUAUCAGCCUUUGGACCUGGAACUCACCAUUACUCCAGAACCUACUCCAGAGACUCACCAUUGUACAACAUCAUCCACUAUUACACAUCAGCCUUUGGACCUGGAACUCACCAUAACUCCAGAACCUACUCCAGACCCUCACCAUCCUACAACUGUGGAUCUGGAACUUACUGUAACUACACAACCUACUUCUGUGGGAGAACUGUCUCAGACUGUGCAGGAAACAACAACUCUUCAUAUAGAAUUACCUGAAAAAAUUGUGACUGAAGCCCCAGUGUAUCAAGAGGUGACAUUUGCUACACCAAAUCAGGAUCAACAAAAAUAUUUGACUGUGGAACAAAAUGCCUCCAUGACUACCAACACGUGUGCACUCUGUACCUGCCAAAAUGGGACACUGUUUUGUAUUGAUCUCAGCCCAGCGCAGCGGCUCCUCCAAGUGCCUGUGCCAGAACCCGGCACCUACAAUGGCACCUUCACCGUCUUAAAUUUCCAAGGAAAUGAUAUUUCUUAUAUUGACAAGAAGGUAUGGAAAGCACAUCAAUGGACUGAGAAACUAAUUCUCAGUGAGAAUCACCUGACUGAAUUACAUAAGGAGUCAUUUGAAGGCCUGCUGUCACUCCAGUAUUUGGAUUUAUCCUGCAAUAAGAUACACUAUAUUGAAAGAAGGACAUUUGAAUUGUUACCUUUUUUGAAGUAUAUAAACCUUGGGUGCAAUUUACUCACAGAACUGAGCUUUGGAACAUUUCAGGCAUGGCAUGGAAUGCAGUUUUUACAGAAUUUAAUUCUCAGCCGUAAUCCUCUGACAGUUGUUGAAGAUCCUUACUUAUUUAAGUUGCCAGCAUUAAAACAUCUAGACCGGGGAACAACACAAGUACAACUUACAACAGUUGAGAACAUCCUCAUGAUGGUUCUGGACCUGGAACAUCUGGUCUUACCUAGCCACAUGGCUUGCUGCCUCUGCAAAUUUAAAACUGAUAUUGAGGUUGUUUGCAAGGCAAUCAAACUGCAUUGUUAUAGUGGAUGUCUGACAAACCACACGCACUGUCCAACUGAUGCAGCUAUAGGGAACCCAGAAGGAGCAUUCAUGAAGGUGUUGCAGGCCAGGAAGGGGAACACCAGCACUGAGCUCACUAUUGAACCGGUAAGGGGAUAUUCAGAAAAGGAUGAUGGCACUUAUUCAGGUUUCAUGAAUGAACAGCUCGACUUUAACAAUGAAAGCGAUGUCCUUAGUGCACGAAAUUACAUAUUGCCAUAUUUCUCAGGGGGAAAUCUGGAAGAUGUAAUAUAAACACUGUUACCAUUCAUUAAACUGCAUUUUUCUAAUGUACAAGAUGCAGAUAAUUCUCUGGGAACGGUGAAAAGUGAUACAAAGAGUGCUCCUCUUAAAUAUGAAUCCAAUUCCAAUAACUUGAAUUACGAAAAUAAGUUGAAUAAGCUUUAUUUUCUAGAAAAUAUGUUAGAUGCAGAAAUUGAUGAAGUUAGAAAGAAGGAGAAAACCACCAUGCUUAUGCAGCCGUCUAGCCAUUUAGGGCCCCAAAUUAAAUGACACAUAUUUGAAAAAAGAUGGGAACCUGCCCAGGCAGAGGGACACAGUCUUGCAGAGAUUGAGAAUGGAAAGAGAAGGUUCCACAGGAUGAACAGAGUCCCCGGGGGACCAGGAAGUGUACACAAAAGGCACUUCAAGGAAGGAAGCAAAAAGAGCCUGUGGAGCAAACAGAGUGCCCCGCCAUCUCUAGAGAACAUUGCCAAAGACAGGCAGCUCAGGAGCCCCCCCCCCCCAAUGGAGCUGCAGCAGCCUGACCUGGUGCAGAAGCCCAGGAGGUUAGUGGGAAACUCCUUCUAUCCAGAGCCCUCACUUCCAAGGGAACAGGGCGUAGCAGUCUCUUCUUCCCCACAAUAGUACCUGAUGGGAAAGUCUUCUCAUUCAAAAUAUGAGUUCAUAAGCAAAAGAACAGACUUGGCUUAUACCAUUUUUGUUUUAGAAAGUGCAAAUGCUAAUGUGAAAGGCAUGAAGGGUUCUAAACCAGCUUUACAGUCUGAAAAAAGACAUCACAGCCUUAGGAUGAAAAAAUCACCUUUCCAGUUGAUUGCAAAGAGGCCAGCUUCCUCUGCAGUGACGAGCCUCAUCAAUUCCCCUGCACAAGGUGUCUUUUCAUCUUUAGAAGACCCGAGUUCUGCAGAAAACCCUUUUCCAGAAUUAUAUGCUGUCUCAGCACCUUCUACAGAAGAAACGCCUGACAAAGAUCAAGCUGAAAAAAAUGAUAUUCAAGAAAAUGUCCUAUCAAACAUCCCUGAGUCAGAAGAAACUAUAUCAGAAAAUGCAGCCCUCAAGAAUCCUGCUGCAGAGUCUGCUGGGCCUAUAUCCAGCUUUGUUCCAACUGUUCAAAAAGCUGGUGAGACUCAGCCAGGAUUCUAUAUCGUAGGCAGUGACUCACACACCCCACCCAUCCAUGCUGCUUACCCAGCGCUGUUAUCACCAGGUGAACAUUCUGAAUCUCAGCUGAACCAGCAGCUGAAGCCCCUCAUCCCCAACAACAACGUGAGAAGGCUCAUUUCUCAUGUUAUCAAGACUUUGAAGAUGGACAGCUCUGAGACCCACGUGCAAUUGUCCUGUGCCAAGCUCAUCUCCAGAACAGGCCUCCUAAUGAAGCUUCUCAGUGAGCAGCAGGAAAUCAAGGUAGCCAGGACUGACUGGGACCAGUGAAAAACUGAGAACUACAUCAGUGAGAGCACAGAAGCCCAGAGCGAACAGAAGGGGCUGGAGUCAGGUCAGCUCACAAAGGAGGUUCCAGGAUACGGCUCUAAGAACAAAGUCAUCUUAGCGAUAUCUGUGACUGUAGUAGUGAUGGUUUUGAUUAUCAUUUUUCUGUCUCAUUGA
This is a messenger RNA of Nannospalax galili (Upper Galilee mountains blind mole rat), 5114 nucleotides long. RefSeq names its product leucine rich repeat containing 37A (gene Lrrc37a). NCBI's taxonomy places the organism in Eukaryota, Metazoa, Chordata, Mammalia, Rodentia, Spalacidae. The record is from RefSeq and is a predicted model, not a curated record. Gene Ontology annotation, molecular function: protein binding.